CUGGGAUCAGCUGCUUUGUACAAACACCCUGAGUGCCGAGUCUGAACUGAUGCUACAGCUUCCAGCUACAAUCAGUAAAAGUUUUAGAUUUUGAGAUUGAAAUGGAAGGCAACAUUGUGUAACCUGAGAUGACACAGAAAUUCCAGGAAACCUCUGGAUUGGAAUCAUCUGCAUCACUCACCGAUCACAUUCCUCAACCCAGAACAGAGUCUGCAUUGGCCAUGUCUGAAACUGUAGACUCCAAUUUCAUUGAUAUGUCUGAAACUCUAAGCGAGUCUGAAGUUAUCUCUGAGAACGUACCAUCAGCUAAUGGAGCGACAGCUUCUCUCUCAUCUUCUGAAAGUUCCAUUCAAGAAAGUUCCUGUCUUCUGGAAUCUACAAAGAGUCCCAAGGUAUCGCUACCCAAUGAAGUGAACAAGAAAUUCCAAGAAACUCCUCCAAAAUCGACAACAGCAAAUGAUCAUCUAGAUUCAGUCUCAUUAGAACCUGCAUCAAAAAUGCUUACAAUUCUACACCUGGGUGACAUUGAUGUGUCUGAAAUUGCAAAUGACAAUAUAUCUAACUUAAUGUCAAGCAUUGAUGAUGCAUCAGCUUCUACAGAAAGACUUUCUCCUUCACUUCCUCAAAAUGAAACAGAAGGAAGAAUGGACCUACAAGAAUCUACAGGAAAGAGUACUAAGGGAAACCAAAAACAGAAUAGGAAGAAGAAUGGAAACAAUCAAGCCCCCACUUUACCAGAGAAAGCUGGAAAUGUGCCUCAUUUCCCUGAGGAAAAAUCAUCUGCACAUUCCACUCCAGCGGUGUCUGCAAAUCAGCAGAAGAAAUUGAACAUUGUCACAGCAAUGAAAGGAGAAGAUAAAAAAGACUCAUCUCUCCAAAAAAAUGCUGUCAGCAAUACUGAGGGUGUGCAGAGUAAAGGAAAGAAGAAGAAAAGGCGCAGAAACCGAAGUAGAAAGAAGUCAAAAAUCUCGAUACCUCAAACUGCUGCAGCAGACCCAAAAAAAGAAUUGCCUGCCAGUGAUUCAGCUGAGUCAACAUGUGGAGAGCAAGCAGGUGGUGAGCAUGGUCAAGAUACCAGCCAGCCUGCUUACUCUGGUGAAGGUGCCAGUGAAGCAACAGAAGAUGUUGCUGAAUCCAAGCUAACCUCAGAAGAAAAACAAUCGGAAUCUACUGAAGAUGUGAAACAAGUUGAUCCACAAAAUGCAAUCAAACAGCAAAUUCCUUUCACAAAGAGUUCUCUGGGAGAUGAUGAAUAUAUCAAAAGUAAAUCAAAGAAGAAGAAAAGGAUGAUGAAGGAAGAUGAAGAGAAAGAUUCUGAAAAGAAAAGCAAACUGCAGCAGAAUAUGGACAUGGUGGAGGAUGAGCCUAUGCCUGCUGCCACAGAGAAGGAGUUGGAGCUGGAGGUGGGAUCUUCAUCUCAGAUCAGUAAUGUGGACUCCAAGGAUCCAAAGGAAAGUGGAGAAGUAAAACCUCAGUCAGAAGUGGAUGUUAAAGGCGGAGCUGCUGGUGUUUCCCAGAGUGGUCAGGGCAAGAGUGAUAAAGACACAGCCAAACCAAAAUCUGCUAAAGAUCAGUCAGCCAACUACAACACAGGCAGGAGUGACUCUGUACAAGUAAAUCACAAAGCCACUCAACAUAAGGAUGCAAAUGAAACAGGCAAUGAUAACAAGAAUGUUCCAGAAUCAAAUUCAACACACCAAGGUGGAAACCUAUCUAAUGAUCAAAAGCAACCAGCAGCUUGUUGCAAUCAACCUCCACCAGGCAUGCUCACUGUCUAUUUCUAUGCAAUAAUUCCACAUGAAAUUAAAUUUAAUCAGAUACAUGAUAAGUUGUUUUUACUUUUUGAAAAUGGAAGGAGAAUACUUGAAGUCAUAUCUAUCCGGAAUGUUAGUAAAGCUGGAAAACUUGUGCAGAGUUUCAUCUUUCAACCGCUCAUAAUCAAAGGAAAUUCCAUCCCUUAUUUGUAUGCUGUAAAGAACAGGAAUCAAUGGAUUCAAGAGAUUGCUUCACGGUUUUUAACAAUACCUUUUGAUAUAAAUGAAAAUGAAUGGCACCAGUAUGAUGGCAUCCUGAACUAUGCACCCCUGCAGGGUUUUAUAUAUGCAAUGAAAAAUUUCAGGCAACUUGGAAUGACUCCUGCAGAAAGGAUUUUUCAGUCAAAGUGUACAGGAGGACAAGUUAUGCUGGAGACUAUCUUUAACCUUCCUGAGUCCUUGAAUAAUGCAAGAUUUGAGCAAUUUAAACUACAACUGAAACACUUUCAGCUGUGCCACCAGUUGGCUUUUGAACAAGAGUGGUUUACAAAUACACAAACUAAUUUUGAUGAAAAAGAGGUUAAAAAAUUGAUAAUUGAGCAGGUGCAGAAAUUUCUGCUCCCUUACACUAAGCCAGAACCUAAAGAGGCAAAAAAAUCCAAAAGAAUUGUGAAAAAUCCAUUUGUAGCUGGAAUGGUGGCAUUUGUUAUUCAGAACCAUUGCUCUUUGGCGUUGGAUGCAAGUGACUUGAUAACUAUCUGCCACAUGUUACAAAUGCCUCAGGAGUGUACAGAUGAGCAUCUCCAACACUUGAAAGAAUUUGCAGCGUUUUUCCCAAAACAUCAGUAUACCUUUACAGCAUUGAUUAAUCACUGCAUUUCUCAAGAAGUUUUGGAAUUUGUGCAAGUUGUACCACUUCUUCACUGGUGUAUGAAACAGUAUCAACUGUCAGUGAGCAGUGACACCCGUUUAAGCAAGUUAGAACCACUGCAAGGAGUUUCCUAUAAAAGCUUUCGAUGCAGGAUAACAGGCAAACCUGAAAUAAGAAGAAAAUUACUGGACCUCGUGUUCCAGAUGAAGCUUAUGACUGAGAAAGACCCGACACUGGUUCUCACCUGGUUUUCAUUGAUUGCAACUGACGAUAUUCCUGAAUAUUCAAAGGAAAUGGGAAUGGCCCUGAAACAUGUUGCACAAGAAUUCAUGUACAGAUUACAAGAGUCUGAAAAGAAAAUGGAAAAGUAUAGCCAUAAACUGUGCCAUGAAGAUGUUCAGGCAUUUGGCAAAAUCAUCUGUUUAAUGAAAGAAAAGGUAGACCAACAAUCAGACAGUGGGAAUAUCUCUCAGUUCCCAGAAAAUUGCUUGAAAUGGAGUAUUAAGAUGCAUACAAUAAUUUGCAAACUGACUGAGGCCACAGGACUAUAUGAAGUUCCAGCUCUUUCAUUUCAGCUUGUAAUUAAAUUUGCUGAAAAAAUAAAGGGACUACUAACAGAGCAAUUGCAGGCUGAGCCAUCUCCUGAAGCAAAUCUAGUCCAAAUCAAUGUAAAAGAAAUAGUCGACUGUUGCCAAAGUACCCUCCGCACUUGGCGGACGAAAAACUUGCCAAGAAGCAUACUUGCCCAAGCAAAGUUCAAUAGCAGAAAAGAACCAGAGAUAUGGAGUUGCCAUUUCUCCUUAGAAUGUGGAGUUGCCGACUGGACAACGGAGUGGAGAGACAUGACAAAAACUGACCUUAUAAAAAGAUUGCAGCAGGAGACACCCUCUGACCAGAUUGUCAUCUACUGGAAUGAGAAGGAAACUUUAGCUACAUUAAAUCCCACUCUUUUGGAUUGUUUUGAGUACUGUGCACUUAAUGCUGUGAAAGAGGUUUGCCAGAGCAAAAAGGAAGCUGAACUGCUUGAAAAGUUGCAAGUAUUGAAACACCAAAAAUGUGCAAAGGUUUUAUCAGAACUAAUUGAAGAGUCUGGCAAAAGAAUGGAACGCAGCAAAUUCAGAGGUGUUGGCUGUGUGCUGAGUUCAGAUUAUGCCGUGCACUAUUGCCUUCUACAAGGUGACUGCAGUAAACUCGAUGUCUCAGCAAAAGCAAGAAAUUUACUAAAAGAUGCCGAGAAGAGUUUUUGCAUGAUGGUUGAAUGUCUCUAUCAAGGUUCCGUGAUGGUUCCUGACCUACAGUUACUUCUGCUGAAAAGAAAGGAGUAUUUCAAUUUAUUUAAAGCACAACAGAAACUCCCAGACCAUCAAAGGAAGGCAUUUUUUCAAGUUGAUGCUGAAAAGCUGAUGUCAAGGAGAGAAGCUGAACUUGAGGUCUUUCAGAGUGAGAGAAAAUCCAUUGAAACAUUAAUAAAUAUGGUUGAAAAAAUUCAUGAAACUAUUUCAGUCAUUGACAUCACUCCCCUUGAAGAAAAACACAAGGCCAACAUCCAAUUCAUGAGACUCAAUGAGCUCAUUGAGACAAAACCCUGGACAGAUGAAGAAAUUGAAAUUCAGCCAGUUUGUUAUGUUAAAUAUUUUGCCCUGAGCAGCAGUGUUAGAGCCAUGGCAAUGACAAUGUAUAAGCUCAAAGAUAGCAUGGUUCUUCAAAAGUGCUGGCUACGAGCUAGUUCAGUGCCCAGUUAUGAAGAAAGAUCUCUGGAGGACCUCUGUGCUGGGAUCUGGAGCUGCUGCUGGACUUACUACAAAGAACUAUGCAGGAAAACUGACAUGGGCACCAUAACAUUCCAGGAGAUUGACUGGAUGUUUUUCAGUCGACGAGAGAACUCUGAUGAAAUUAGGAAUGAGUUAGCCAUCAUGUUCAAAAUGGUAAAAGGAAGCGAUUUGCCUGAGAAAAGACUUGAGCAGAUCCAACAGUAUUUUCAACUUCACUCAGCUGUUGACUCUGCACGAAUACUUCAAGACAUUGUGAGGGAGCUAAACCUACAGGGAGACUUCAGAAAAAUUCAUAACUUGACAAAAGUAACUGAACACUCUUUCAAGAAACAGUCUCUCGAAUACAUUGACAGAGACUUAAUUGAGACCAAAAAACUGCUGGUGAAAAUCACUCCAGAAUGCAGAGAGUGUUUACAGGAAUUUGUUCAAAAGCAGCCAUUUGUAAACUGGGUGAAAGAUACUUUGCCAAACUUAAGGGAGGUCAAAGUGUUUGUGGACCUGGCAUCCAUAUCAGCUGGAGAAAAUGACAUGGAAAUUGAUCGUGUCGCCUGUUUCCAUGACGCUGUGAUGGGAUAUUCUCCCUUAAUUUAUGAACUGCAGCAGAACACAGAUUUUGAAGGGUUAAAGACCACUGUACAUAAAAUCCAGAAGGCACUUAGGAGUGAUUUGAAACUUUCACAAAAACUGAGAGAUUCUGCUCGCUACUUGGAAUGGCUGAAAACCUUAAGGGAAAGUCAUGGAUCUGUAGAGACUUCCUCUCUAUCUCUAGCAGCAGCCAUCAAUCACAAAGGAGUUUAUAUUGUGGGCAGCAUUCUUCAACCACAUGAUGAAAAGCUGUCACUUGAAAGAGUCCUUCACCUGGCUCUUUAUGACGAGAGCACUGACGAAUGGAAGAAAUACACACUUCAAGACCUGAAAGAAUUGCAGAACAAAUUAAUGCUGAUGUCAGGAAAAAGAGAAUGUGGGAAAGAGGAAGUUGCCAGAUUCAUGGAGAAUUUUAACAAUGUCCAAAGGCUCGGAAAAGCAUUUAUGGAAUUGUACUCAUCUGGAAACAUGCUUUAUAGAAACUGGAAGGCACAUGUGCAUUGCAGUAAAGAGAGUGAUGUUUGUAUGACAAUGGACUUUAAUGUAAAGGAUAUUGGACCCCUGAAAGUAUGUGGAGAUCUCUCAGAGCAGCUCCAGGUAUUGUGCAGAGCACUUGAAAAUUGCCUUCAGGAGUGGCGUGAGUUUAUUGAGAACAGCCGUGCAAAAUACUACCAUCUGAAUUACUACACAGCAGAACAGAUACUGUAUCUGUGUUCAGAACUGGGAGGCUUUGCUGCUGGGAGGACUUUGUGUGAGCAGGUAAUGACAAUGUUAUCAUUCAUCAAACCUGACUGCACAGCAAAUGACAUCAGAAGGGCAAUGUCUCAGCUAAUUGCAUUGAGUGAGAAUUCUGAAGAUGAGGAGACAAGUGACUUUGAGCUGGAAGCUGAAGACAGUGACAGUGAGGAGGUUGGUAUGGAUUCGACAGGACUUGAUCUGCCAACUGCAUGUUCACUGCGGUACUUCACAGAAAGAGAUCAUGUUCAAAGACGUACUCAUGACCGUUAUGAGGAAUGUGAUAAUGAAUUAACAGAGUUCCAGUAUGCUGAACCUUCUGAAUUCCAAUGUUCAGAACGUGCCCGAUUCCAACAGAUUGAGUCUUCAGAAUCUCUAUGUGAAGAAAUGCCUGAUGCUAGCAUAUUAAAAAUGGCUUUCCAAAAAGAAGUCACAAAUCUUUCCGAGGCAAUUACAUUACUCUGGAACACGUUUAUGGAAGACAUGACCACUUUUUUAAUUGACCAUUUAGAUCUAUCUGCUUGUGGUGAAUUACUUAGCUGCCUGUCUCAAAUGAAUGAAGCAACAGUAAGCAGGCAGCUUCCUCCAUCUCUGCGUCACGGAAGACCAAAUCUCAUAAUGUGUGCACAGCCUGAGAUCUUUCGGGCUGCACUAUGCAUCUACAUGCAGACUCAAGGGCACCCUCUGCCUACAUAUGAUGAAGUUCUUCUUUGCUCUGAAGAAACAACUAACGAAGAAGUAGAGCUAUUCUUACGAAGGGCUUUGAGCAGAGGGUCUCACGAACAGAAAAUUUACACAGUGAUUCAUGCUGAUUGCCUAAGUUAUGAGACAGGCGUCAGAUUUGGAGAACUAUUUGAGCAAUUGCUCUGUCACUGUAAUCCAGACUAUCAGUUUGUUGCGAUUUGCGAUGCUAAGCGCCAGCAUUGCUAUGUCCCAUCAUAUCUCAGUCAUUUCAAAGUACCUGCAGGACUGAAUAGUAAAACAGAAGCCAUUAAGCAAUACUUGGAACAGCAUUUCACUGUCCCCCAGGGGCAGAUCUCUGCAGCCCAUGUAUUCCAUGACCGACUUUCAGUCAGAGUCGUAUCAUCAAAAAGACCUGGUGUGGGAAAGUCACUCUACAUUAAACAGUUACAUAAAAGGCUUUCACAGCGCAGUAUUAGAAAACACACUGCCCUGAAGAGAAUCCGAUUAAUUGAACCUACAAUUGAUGAAAAUCGUAUUGUCCAAAUGCUGCAUGAUCUUUCAUGUCACUACGAUCUUCGACAGCCAAUGAUAUUCCAUAUUGACGCAUCGCCUGUAAGGAAAAGAUUGGAGGAAUUCCUUUUCAAGAUCCUAAUUCUAGGAUUCCUGAAGGACAGUUGGGGAAGGAUCUGGAAACGUAACACGACUCACCUGUAUAUUGUGGAACAUCUGGAUGUCAAUGAAUUCCUUUAUAAACAACAAGCUCAGCAGGCAAGCAUGGGACUUCUAGGUAUCCUACCCACUAUUCACUGCAGAUCACCAAGAGAAGUUCGUCAGCUCGAACUAAAAAAGCACCAAGGCAUCCACCAUAAUAUUUUAGAUCCAUUAAUGGACGAAGAUGUAUUUGUCAGUGAAGCCUAUCAAAGACCUUACCAAUAUCUCCGUAGGUUCAGUGUGCAUAAGGACAUUGAUGCAUUCUCAUAUAAAAAGUAUAGCGUUGAAGGAAAUCCAGCUGAAUGCCUAACUUUAUUCCUACAGUACUGUGGACUAAGGGAUCCUUCCUGGGCAGAGUUGAGAAACUUUACUUGGUUUCUGAACCUUCAGCUAAAAAGCUGUGAGCAGUCAGUAUUUUGUAAACCUUUGUUUGUUGGAGAUACCCUGAUUGGUUUUAAAAACUUCAUUGUUGAGUUCAUGAUUCUCAUGGCUCAAGACUUUGCAACACCCGCGAUGAACAUUUCAGAUGAAAGCCCUGAUUUCUCAGCUUUCCAAGAAGAGGAAGACCUGCUUCCAUUCUUGAUCCGGAAAAGAUGGGAAACCCACCCUCACCCAUACAUCUUUUUCAAUGCAGACCAUUUGUCCAUGACGUUCUUUGGUUUUCAUUUAAAAAGUGUUGGAAAGCGAAUUGAUGCUGUGGAUCAUCGGACUGGUGAGGUUCUGAAAGGAAAUGUCAUGUCUCCACAACUAUUAAAUGGGCUUAGCAUGCAGAGAAUACAGUUCAACGAGGAUAUCGAUAAUCUUCCCAGAGAAGUGAAAAUCCGAAAGCUUUGCCUUGUACUUGGGAUUGAAGAAGCAAUCGAUCCAGAUGAGACUUAUGAACUAACUUCAGACAACAUGAUGAAAAUGUUGGCCAUCCACAUGCGCUUUAGGAGUGAAAUUCCUGUCAUCAUCAUGGGGGAGACUGGCUGUGGGAAGACAAGACUGAUUAGGUUUCUUUGUGAUCUACAGAAAGGGAAGCAUAAGACUGAAACAAUGAAACUGGUUAAGGUACACGGAGGCACAACAGCAGAGAUAAUCUAUGCAAAAAUUGGAGAAGCAGAAAAGCUUGCCCUUGGAAACAAGGUCAAGUAUGGCUUGGACACGGUCCUGUUCUUUGAUGAAGCCAACACCACAGAAGCUAUCCAUGCCAUUAAAGAAGUCCUCUGUGAUAAAACAGUUCAAGGUAAAACAAUGAAAAGCAACACUGGUUUAAAAAUAAUUGCAGCCUGCAACCCUUACAGAAAGCAUUCGGAAGCUAUGAUCAAACGUCUGGAAAUGGCUGGAUUGGGAUACCGAGUUAAAGUUGAUGAGACUGAAGAUAAGCUGGGAAAAAUACCUCUGAGACAGCUAGUUUACAGGGUGCAGCCAUUACCGCCAAGUAUGAUUCCACUUGUAUGGGAUUUUGGACAGCUGAGUGACAAAGCUGAGUUGGCUUACACGAAUCAGAUUGUUCGAAGAUAUAUCCGGAGCCAUAAUCUUCCUUUUCUGCAUGCGGAAAUCAUAAUGCAAGUUCUAGCAGCCUCACAGAAAUUCAUGAGGCAAAAGAAAGAUGAGUGCAGCUUUGUGAGCUUGCGAGAUGUGGAACGAUGCAUGAAAGUCUUGGUGUGGUUUUAUGCACACAGAGAAAAUCUAUUUGACUACCCAAACCCAAACACAAAUAUGUUACAAGCUCUGAUAUCGGCGCUAGGAGUUUGUUACUAUGCUUCCCUGUCAUGCAAGGCACGGUAUUUAGCAACGAUAUGCAAAUUUUUCCCUGAACCUUAUGAUUCAGCGACUGAAAUCCACAAUCAAAUUGUCCGCUGUCAAAAUAUUUUCAUGAAAAAUAUAAACACACGGGAAACAAUAGCUAAAAAUGAGGCCUUAAAUGAGAAUGUUUUCUUAAUGAUCAUUUGCAUUGAACUGAGGAUCCCACUAUUCCUUGUUGGUAAACCUGGCAGUUCAAAAUCUUUGGCAAAAACUGUUGUGUUAGAUGCAAUGCAGGGGCAAUCUGCUUACUGUGAGCUGUUCAAAAAGCUGAAACAAGUUCACAUGGUGUCUUUUCAAUGCAGCCCCCAUUCAACAGCAGAGGGGAUCAUCAACACGUUCAAACAGUGUGCACGCUUUCAGCAGGGCAAAAACCUGGAUGAGUAUGCUUCCGUUGUGGUCUUAGAUGAAAUUGGCUUGGCUGAAGACUCUCCACAGAUGCCAUUGAAAGCUCUGCAUCCAUUGUUGGAAGAUGGCUGCAUUGAUGAUGACAAUCCAGUCCCUCACAAGAAAGUGGGCUUCAUUGGAAUUUCAAACUGGGCCUUGGAUCCUGCCAAAAUGAACCGUGGGAUUUUUGUUUCUCGAUUGGAUCCAUGUCAGAACGAGCUCAUCGAGACAGCCAAAGGAAUAUGUUCAUCUGACCCCGCUUUGCAACAAAAGGUGCAACAUCUCUUUCCCACCUUUGCAAAAGCGUAUCUAGAAGUUUGUAACAUUGAAGACGGGCAGUUUUUUGGACUCCGCGACUACUACAGCCUUGUCAAGAUGGUUUUUAUCACAGCGAAGGAGACAAAGUGCAAUCCAACAGAGCAACAGUUGGCUGACACCAUCUCUCGGAAUUUCAGUGGUAAAGAUGACUUUAAUCCACUUGAAAUUUUUCUCCCUAAUUUAGACUCUCUUCCUCAAAUAAGUACACUGGAGAUGGUGAAGAAAAAUAUCAGAGCAGAUUCCAGUGCUGGAGAGUGUCGCUAUCUACUGCUCCUCACCAAGAAUUACGUUGCCCUUCAGAUUGUACUGCAACAUGUUUUUCUUGAUCUGGAUGACAAGCCUGAGAUUAUAUUCGGGUCCAGUUUUCCAAAGGAUCAGGAGUAUACGCAAAUUUGCAGAAAUGUAAAUCGAGUGAAGACCUGCAUGGAGACUGGGAGGACAGUAAUCCUUCUGAAUUUGAAAAACUUGUAUGAAAGCCUUUAUGAUGCCUUGAAUCAGUACUACGUGACCCUUGGAGAAUACCAAUAUGUGGAUCUGGGCUUAGGAACACAUCGUGUCAAAUGCAGAGUGGACAAAAAUUUUCGACUCAUUGUUAUUGAAGAUAAGGAUGUUGUCUAUGAACAGUUUCCCAUUCCUUUGAUCAAUAGACUUGAAAAACACAGCCUGGACAUGGGUACUGUACUUAACCAACAGCAGCAAAGUAUCAACAAACAAUUGGAGCUAUGGGUCAAGGAGUUUGUGUCAGUGAAAAUGAGUCAUGAUGGACUUCAAGGUGGAUUAAUGCUAAACCCUUCAGAGGUGAUCAUUGGAUUCCACACUGAUGCAUGUCCCAGUGUACUGCUGCAAGUUCUGGAUACUGCAGACCUGACAAACAAUGAUAUCUUUGAAGAUCCUCGAAUUAUACUUAAAUCAGCAAAAAGACUUCUUUUAAACUGUGUGACUCCAGAUGCCGUGGUUCGUUUAAAACAUUCAAAGCUAGGGGAUCAGGAAGUCAAGGAGCAAUGGGAAGAAUACUUUGUUCAACAAUGCCAUAGGUCACUGAGUUAUUAUAUUCAUCACCAUCUUGGAAACACAGAAACACGACGACACAAUUUUGUUGAGGUAACAACAUUUUCCAGGCUUCUCACCAAGACAGACGUCAAGGUACUGGUCAAGGAACUUGGUGACAAUGUCGAGGAAUUUUCCCUGCUGUUCCUGCACCAGUUUGACACAGAAUAUUCCUUCUGUAAAAAGAUAAGAGAGUCAUUUCAAAGCCUGAGGACUGGCACUCAAGUGUUACUGAUACAAAUGGAUACUGAAGAGUCCUCCCACAGUUCAGAGCUGAUUGCUUCUGCCAAAUAUUGUACAAUGAACGAAAUGAAUCUGAUGAGCUCUACAUCCAAGUCAAACUGCUUUGUGUAUUUUAUCACAAAGCUCUCUCGAAUUGCAGGCCGAACAAAAUAUAUUGGAUUUCAAGGAGGCCAAUGGCUUUCUGUCCACAUUGACGAUGUGACUGAAUCAGAGGAGAUGACCUCCGAUCUAUCUGCAUUCUAUAACCUGACUAUCAGCGAACUGUUUGCAAAGGCUUUGGGUGUACCCGCAGCAAUUGAUGAGCAGAACACAAUUCUAGAAGAUGAUGGAAAAAUCCAGGCAAAACCAAGCAUUCUCAACACAACAUUCCUGUUACAAAGCUGCACACAGAGUGCAGUCAGUAAAAUACGUGAUGGGGAAGAAGGAUCCCAUCGAAACACUGACCGUGUUCAGAUCCUCCUGGAUCUCCUGAGAGAAGAGGGGGAAUAUGAGGCACAGUUUUUGAGGACGGUAACAGAGAGACUGAUGCUACAGCUGCAAGAACAGGAGGAGAUAUCUUCAAAUCCAAAAGAAUGGAUGUGUAAUGAGGCCAAGAAAGUCGGUGCUCUGCAGGAGGGCGGCACAUUCAGACACACAGUCUGGAAGUGCAUUCAGAAGGUGGUCACUCCAAACCUGGCCCUGAUGAUUUCCAUUCUAGACAGAGACUAUAACCUCAAUCUUUUGGUGGAUCCUAAAGUGGACACAGAAAUUAAACAGCUCUGGCUCAACAUUUUCAAAGAUACACAGAUACUGAAAGUAUCUCACCAACAGCAAAGCUCAGGGCCAAAGACAGAGGAAAUAACAGUCAGUCACAAAGUGAGUAAAAUUCGUGAAGGAAUUUCCUCUGCUGCCCCUUUCAGCUGGUUGAUCAGACAAUACAUUGACGACUUAUGGGUUGAAUUUCACUAUUUGGAAGGGACAGCCAACAGAGACAGAGCAAAAAUGUUGAAAUUUGUUGACAGUUUUAAUGAAAGUAAACUCGGACAGUAUCUUGGAUGUUUAAGUGAAGAUGCAAAGAGUGACCUUGGCCAACGAUACCUGAUUGAUUUCAUUUUAAUGACUAUAAAUCUUUCAUCGUCUGCUGAAGUUGAGGUUUUCAGGAUUGCAUUUGUUUCCUGCAUGAAUGAACUUCACAAUGAUUGUGAUCUGACCCUUCAAGAGCAGUCACCUCCCUGGAUACAUAUUGCAUACAAUGUUUUCAAAAACCGUCUGCAUAAUUUGUCCAAGACAAUUUCACUCUAUCCAAUAAUCCUGGAACACAUUUACUGUUAUCUACAGGGAAUAAUCAGUUCACAACCUCAGCAAAUGAUGCUUGACAUAUUUGCAAUUUCUGCUUGUGCUGAAAAAGCUCAAGCUUUAGACAUUGUGGGGCUCAAGAGCUGUAAAGAACUAGUAGAAAUAAUGGAAACCAUGCAACCAUCAGUUGAACUCAUUUAUGAUAAAAGCUACAUCAAAGCAUGUGGACCACUAUGUCAGCAAAUCAUUGAUGAAAUCAGAUCAAACUGGGAUUGCGUACUUGUGUUGGCCGUGUUUAUUGAACAUGUCGUAUUCAGUGUACCGGACAGUGAGGCCAAGUUACGAGACAUUGCUGUAAAAUAUUGUGCACAACUUCAGAAGAUCCUCAGAGUAUCCUCUGAUUUGAAAAAGGAAAGAAUGGUUGAAGGAGUUAUUGAAGUAUUGCAGCUGUGCAAUGAAGAAGCUAGUCACUUGGACUACAGAUAUGGCAUCAAAGAAUGUCCAGUCUGCUUUGGGGUGCUGAAUGAUCCAGCUUGCCUUCCCUGCGAACAUGUCUUUUGUUUCAAAUGCCUGGAUCAAUCACUGAGAAUUCGCUCUUUUUGUCCAAAAUGUAAGGCAGAUGUGCCAGGUUCCUUUAAAAUCGGAGUCUCCAACCAAUUAAAAAAGGCUUUGGAAAAAUAUAAUAACUUCCGUCAGCGGUGCAAUUUGUUUUUCAUGGAGGUUGUUUCCAGGUUUUGCUUCAGCGAAGAUUCUCCACCCUCUGAUGAAGUGAUUACAUUGCUGCUGUCAUUGCUAAUAGCAGUCAGGAAACUCCCCGAAGGUAACCUCUACCAGACUCGGAGUUUAACACCAUUCUCAGAAUGCGUGGACAUUAAUCCCAUGAUACGUUCCAUUUUACUGAAACUUAUGCUGCAUUAUAGUUUUGAUAAAGUAAAAGUCUUUAUGCAGAAGUACCUCUCACGUUUAGAAGAAAAUAUAUUCUUGGAAGACCUGCAAGAACUUUAUCUUCUGUUCAUCAAAUGUUUUGAGGACUCAAUAAAUGGGCAAUUUGAACAGUCUGGAGGACUUGGCAAUUUAGAGCUCUUCACACAGAACUGCAGCUUUGCCAGCAGGUUUGCCAGGCGCAGGGUUGCUAGCUGUAAUGAAAAUGCUGCAGAAUACUUGCAGAACAUUGCCAGGCUGCGUUUCUGCUUCAGUCUUACAGCUCAACUGCUGCAUGAGUCACAUAACAGCACAGACGUGAAACACAAAACCAAAGAGGCAAAUUUCAUUGACCAUAUGAAAAUGAUUUGUUUGCAUUCUGGCAAUGACUGGUACCAAGUUUACUUAAUGAGGACAGUCUAUGAUCAUUAUGGGAUGGCAUUUGUUCAGUCUUUACAACAACUUGAAGACUACCACUGGAUGUUUCCAGACAAAAUUAUUGAAAAACAGCUUAAUUGGACAGAUGGACAGAUGGAUCGCUUUAUUUUCUGUGGACAGGAGUAUAAAACCAUUCGUGAUGUGCUUGCUCAGGCAAUCCUGAAAUGCCAAAUGAAUAUUGUGACAAGCCAAUUAAAGGCUUUGAAGUGCUCUUUAAACAAUCAACGGGUUUAUCUGGCAUUGGCCUUCUUCCGUGAAGUAACAUCUUUGUUUGCUGUAGAGGAUUCCAGUCUGCACCCUAGUCCAAAGUUAAUCGAGAUGUUGCAGACAUUUAUUAAGGAUAGUAAACUCUUUGAGGCUGCAGACCUGAAGGAUUUCUGCACUAAACUGGUGGAAAAUGCAGUUGGAAAUCGAGAAUCUUCCCGAUGGAUCAUAGCAAAACAGUCAAACCAACGGCGCAUCCUGGUUGAAAUAAUCGUGCACGCAGCCUUGGUUUUUAUCUGUGGAAAGAAUGUUUUGUCAUCCCCACUCUACAAAAUUGCUUUCAAAUCUGGAGAAAUGAGGCAUGCCUAUUUACCUACCAUGCCAGAAGAUGUUUUUAGUGAAGUUCGGCUAGCAGCUCGAGAGAAGGUGACUUGGUACCAGUGUACAUGUGGUGAACAUAUUCAAGUUGCUAAUUGUGGAAAACCGACAGAAACUGCUCGUUGCACUCAUUGUGGUAAUCUGGUUGGCGGACAAAAUCACCAUGCUGUUUUGGGAUUUACUCCUUCGCAACAUCACACAGAUCAAACUAAAACUGGUCAUGUCUUGGGACACGCCUCAAGAAGAAGUCAAGUUGUUGUACCUGAUCGACAGAUGACUCCCGUUACUUUCCUGUUAUUGCGGACACUGACACAUGUAUCAAUGAUGCUCGGCUCAUUUCACCAUCAUCAGAUUAUUCAAGAAAUAAUUAAGCCAUAUGUACCAAAUGUCUCCGAGUUCCUGUGGCAGCAUCUAGAAACCGAUCUGACCCAGCUUGGAAAGUCACUGGGGAAGAACAUUGAUGAUACAGCUACCUGCAUCCACCUGGUUAUUAAUGAACUUAUGAAUCACACUAAAGUGCACCAAAAAGGAUGGGACGAACAGCUGUCCUCAAAGACAGCGAGAAAUGCAUGGGAGAAUCAGUUCAUCAAGGCUGUUAUUUCUCCAUUGCUGCAGAACCUUGAUGAAAUGUUGUCGCAUGUGGGCAAGCAGAUCAGUUCUGAUGAGAGAAUUGGUGGGAGUCCUGUUGUUACAAUGCUGUUCGGAGACCCAUCAGAUUUUGUCACCUCUAAUGAUGUUUUAAACUGUUCUUCUGCCUGGAAAUACAAUCGUCGAAUAUGUGUAGAGAACUUUGCUCAGAUUGUAGAGCAAAAGGGGGGAAAGAAAGCAACACCUGUACUGUGGAAAUUUCUUCAAAAGGCAAGUUAUAUAAAGAUGCUUAAGAAGUUACCCGAUCUUCUUGGACUGCAGUAUGAAUUAAUCAGGACAUUCCAAAGUGCCUCAAAUGUGAAAUCAAAGACCAUUUCUCAGUUCCUUCAGCAAAUGGCUUCAGGUCAACAGGGCCAAAAGCAAAACUUUGAAAAAAGGAUCAAGAUUUUUUUACAGCUUUGGAAUCAGCUGCGUUUGUUACUGGCAGAAAACAAUCUGAAAAUCCCACAAGAGCUGUGCCAAAAGGAUUUAACGUUUGAAAACUCCAUUGAAAUUUUGUUGCCUCAACCACAGGGUCCAGGCCUUUGUGCCAUUGAACUCAGCAAGUUUCUCAUUGAGAUCCAAAAUGAUCUCCUUGGAGCCAUGAGUGAUCAUAAAAAAUCAUCCAUCAAUCCAGAAGAGGUAUCCGAUGCACAGUUAAUUGUCUGUGACCCUGAUAAAGAUUUCAUUCCACUGGUUUUAUCAAACUGCCAGUACUUCCUGGAAAAAGGACACGAGACAUUACCGGAGUAUGAUAUUAAAAACAUUGAACGUCAGUUAAUACGACUAUUCCUGAAAGGAAAACCAUUCAUAGUUGACUCUAAAAUACCCAAAUUUGUUGGAAGACAUGAAAGAGAUUAUUCAAGCAUCUUCACGGAACUAAAAGCAAAGAUAUCUCAAGAAAUAUUAUCACAUUCUGUCUGCACUGCAGUCACAACAGUGCUGAAAUCUUACAGUGACAUUUGUGAUGCCCUGGAUAUCAUUGAGAUUGUGGUCGGAUUCCUUGCUACUGCAGGAGGAUCCCCAGACAGCCAGCUCCUCUGCUACCUCAAAGAGACUUUACGGAUGGAUCGGCGGGUGUUAACCUGUGUCAGCAAGGCAUUUGAAGGAUGCAAACUAAAGCACACUCUGUCCCUCUGGCAACUCUUAUCAUCGUGGAAAUCUGAGAUCAUGCUGAGCACAGGGAAGGACCCAUUUGAGAGAAUCCCUAAGGCAUACAAGGAACACUUACUUCCUAAAGAAGAAGCAGAGCUGAGAACCUUUUUUGCAUCCACAAACAUCAACACAUUUCUCUGGGAGCUGCAUGAGAUUCUGGUCCUGAAGACUACUCAAAGCAAUGUAGAUGACAACUUCUCAUCGACAUGGAGCCUUAGUGACACAAUUUUGACUUACUUGGAGUCCAAGGAUUCUGAUAUUCUGCCAGGACUAGAAGACAACCUUUCUGGUGAAAUCACUCUGGCUAAAAGCGUCCAGACGUGGAAAUUUGCAGUGAAUUUUAAGAAAGGAAUUCGAUAGUUCAUCCUGAAUGAGCUUUAGGGUCUUUAUGCACUGAAGAAUUGGUGAUGGCAAACCCAAACAAGUGCCUACUUUUUGUGAAGAUUGACCUGUGUAAAGGAUGUCUUAAUUCAGUUGUAAAAGAUUUUGCACUAUGUUCAGAAAUGUCUAUUGUAAGUGAAUUAUUAUGUAGCUAUAAUUGAUCUGUUAUAAAACUUUCAGAAAAGUAUUCCAAGCUGUGCAAUGUCCUGUACAAUCUUUUGAAUGAGUUAUAUAGUGGGAAGGAUCAUUUAAGUCUAAAGUUGUUUCAUGCAAGGAACAUUCAGAUCUCUGCAAUUUAAAAGCUCCCAUUUUGUAUUUAAGAGGUGCAAGUGGUUUGACAUGGUACAACAUUCUGCAACAAAUCCUGUGAAUUAUUUUUUAAUGUUUGGUAUUACUUGCAAACUCAAGUGCCACAAUUUUGCAUUCAGGUCCCAAAGGUGGUGACAGUAAUGGUUUCUGAGUGGAUACAAAACUGAAUUACUUACUUUCAUUUUAAAGCCAUCUCUAAAUAUAGCUUGUUAUCAGAAAGCACAAUGUGGUGUAUAGGAAUGGAGGAAGGCCAUUCAGCCACUCAAACCCAUACUGGCAUUUAAUUAGCUCAUAGCUUAUCUGUAAGUUAACAUCACGUAACCACCUUGGCUCUAACUCCCAUAACAUCCCUCCCUAAAAAAUUAAUUUCUAUUUUUAUUUGUCAAUUUACUUAGAAUCAAGAGGUUUUUUUGGCAAAGGAUGUUUCAGUUUUUCACCAACAUUUGUGCUAAAAUAGGCUUUCUGACAUCUUUCCAGAAUGGCGUAAUUUUAAUUUUAAGGCUGUGUCCCCUUGUUCCAUAUUAAUUCACUUUCCGAUCAACUCCUCUAAUUUAUGCAUAAAAUCAUCCUUUAAUCAUCCUAUCCUCAAGAAAAUACAAGCCACAUCAAUGCGCCUCUGCUUCAUAAAUUAGUUACUUUAGUCCAGUCAACAUUCUGGUAAAUCUGCAUAACCCAUUUUCAAUGAAAAUAGUUAAUGCAUAAUUUAAACCAAGGAUGGUGUGAUAGUAUGGCACUCAUGCUGAGUUUGCUCACCUUUGCUUUGAAAAUUCUGUUUGAAAUUGAAAGUAAUUUCAUAUUCCAUUUAUUUUAUACUAACAGUUGUCUUGAUUAUUGUUCUUUGACUUAAUAUGUAAACAAUCUGGUUGGUAGUGAUUUGAAAUGCUGUAAUUUGCAUUCCAUCCAUUUUCGGUUCAUGUACAAAGGUUAAUUGUAAGAAGUGUUAGAACAGUUAAAAUAUACUCUUUAUUAAAACUGA
Rhincodon typus (whale shark) is the source of this 17556-nucleotide messenger RNA. Its product is annotated as E3 ubiquitin-protein ligase rnf213-alpha-like. The transcript is spliced from 71 exons. NCBI's taxonomy places the organism in Eukaryota, Metazoa, Chordata, Chondrichthyes, Orectolobiformes, Rhincodontidae. Gene Ontology annotation, biological process: sprouting angiogenesis; ubiquitin-dependent protein catabolic process; negative regulation of non-canonical Wnt signaling pathway. Gene Ontology annotation, molecular function: ubiquitin-protein transferase activity; ATP hydrolysis activity. Bases 129 to 16250 code for a protein of 5373 amino acids. Gene Ontology annotation, cellular component: nucleolus; membrane; cytosol. The record is from RefSeq and is a predicted model, not a curated record.